This is a messenger RNA of Prorocentrum cordatum, 1100 nucleotides long. NCBI's taxonomy places the organism in Eukaryota, Dinophyceae, Prorocentrales, Prorocentraceae. The record is from the annotation of a GenBank genome assembly.
UGCUUUUUUUUCCCUCCUCCUGAAGGAAUGCAGGGACGCGCGGUCAGGAUUUAAGGAAACUUGGACGCCCGAAGCGAAUGCUUUCAGCGAAAAAGGGGCAGCGAGAGUGGCCGAGGACGGGCCGAAGAUGCAACGAUGACAGGGCGCCCUGGGACGGCCACUCAUCCUCACGAUCUGUCUCGCCUGUACUCCGCAGCCGGCGGCGCCCAUCCGCCGCCUGCCUGUCAAGCGCUCCCUGACGCUCAUCCACUCUGGCGGUUGUCACAGAGUCGAGAGGGCGAGAAUGAGUGUCGUGGGCAGCGAUGGCAAUGGGGUGGUAUGGAGGAAGGCUGAUGGGUUGCACGCUUGGCCGCAGAAGCUGGCUCUGCAAGGGUCUGGUGCUCCAUCGGGCUGGCUCCGCGAUGGGGCGAGAGGGAAGGAGCGGCAACGAGGGGGAGAUGGAGACGGGGAGGACGAGGAGGAAAGCAGGCGCUGGACAGCGGACGGCGGGCCCCGCGCGAAGGAUCCCCACGCGCAGGCCCGCGGCGCCAAGGCCUCACUUCCGCGCCUUGCUCCACUUCACCCCGUCUGGGAACUGCAUCUGGCCGCCGUUCCACUUCACGACAACGUCCGCCGGGCCACCCCCUUGCUAAAAUCGAUCGUCAUCGAGUCGGCGUCCGCAGACUCUAGCGUCGCGUAGGCGCACCACUUCACGGUCUUGUCGCCCGGGUUGCAGGCCGACCGGUCCACGCCGGGCUUGCUGUCCACCAGCCCGACGUUCGGGUUCCCCAGCGAGGCCGUGCCUCGGAUGGCCGCCUUCGUGCCGUCGAAGUUCACGAUCACCUGGCGCCUGCAGCCUGGCGCAUGCCGGGCCCCGCCCGUGCGGAGGGUCUCCACUUGGACGGCUUCUUCUCCUCCUCGUCCGCGCGCGCGGGCUCUGCGAGGGAGCCCGCCAGGACAGCAGCCAGGAUCCUUGCUGCGCAAGCGCGGCGCGGCGGCCGGCGCCCACCGGGGCGCCGCCCGGCACGAAAGCGGGCGCCAGGCAGCCCGCGACCAGCAGGGCUGCGCCCGCGCCUGGGCCGCCGGCCCCGCAGGGCGCGCCGCCGCCCCGCGGCGCCGGC